GGGACAGCUUCCGUCUCAGAAUUGCACGUCUUUUGGACAUGCGCGUGAACUGGGCAUGCGCACGCUGCCGCUGUGUGUCGGGAUCGAGCACAAGGGUGUGCGCGCGCAUGCGGCAAGAUGGCUGCCGAAGAUCUUCCGUCUGACUUCGACGUCGUCAUCGUAGGCACAGGUCUCACGGAGUCGGUGGUGGCGGCAGCUUGUUCGCGAGUGGGACAAAGAGUUCUUCACCUGGACACGAGGAGUUACUACGCAUCCAAGUGGGCUAGCUUCACUUUUAACUCUUUGCUGACGUGGCUCAAGGAACAUCAGGAGCAGCUGCAGGACGAUGAGGUACAGGAUUGGUCCAGUCUGGUGCAAGACCGGGAGGAGCCGAUCUGUCUGUCAAAUGCAGACUUCUCCUCCAUCAGGAACUUGCAGGUGUUGUGCUUUAUCAGCGAGGGAGAUGACCAGGACCAGGAAGGGGAGAAGAAGGAGGAAGAAGAGGUAGAACGCUUCGUAGAAGAAGAAAAACCAGAAGAACCACGUGCAGAGUCGACGGAGCAAACGGCUGAUGAGCGGCAAACGCAGAAAGAUGAAGACUCGUGUGCAGAGUUGACAGAGCCAACUGCUGACGUGCAGCAAAAGCAAGAAGAAGAGGUGGAGGAAGGCCCAAACACACAAACGGCAGAGUCGGAGACAGCCGGCCAAUCGGAGGUCAAGAGGAAGAAGAUGACCUACGCCGACCUGCUCAAAGAAGGACGGAGGUUCAACAUUGACCUCGUCUCCAAGUUGAUGUACGCGCGCGGCUCAUUGGUGGACCUGCUCAUCAAAUCAAACGUCAGUCGUUAUGCCGAAUUCAAGAACGUCACCAGGAUCCUCACGUAUCGCCACGGCAACGUGGAGCAGGUGCCGUGCAGCCGAGCCGACGUGUUCGCCAGUCGCCAGCUGUCGAUGGUGGAAAAGAGGAAGUUGAUGCGUUUCCUGGCUUCCUGUCUGGAGGAAAAGGAGGAAGAGCUAAGCGCUUACAGCGCCCGCCCAUAUUCGGAGUUCCUGCACGACCAGCAGCUGGGCGACAACCUGCAGCACUUCCUCCUGCACUCCAUUGCCAUGGUGACGGAGGACACGCCCACCCGGGACGGCCUGGCCUCCACGCGUCACUUCCUGCGCUGUUUGGGUCGCUACGGCAACACCCCCUUCCUGUUCCCCGUGUACGGCCUGGGCGAGAUCCCGCAGUGCUUCUGCAGGAUGUCUGCUGUGUUUGGGGGUGUGUACUGCCUGAGGCAUCCAAUCAGUUGCCUGCUGCUGGACAAGACCGCCAACAGGUGCACUGCGCUGAUUGACGGCCGCGGCCAGCGAAUCACCGCUAGCCAUUUUGUGCUGGAAGAUGGCUUCCUGCCUGCCCAGCUGAAGAGCGAGGCCACGCCCACCAGGUCCAUUUCUCGAGGCGUCCUCAUCACCGACCGCUCCAUUCUGCCUGGCGACCAGCAUCAGGUCUCCUUGGUAACCAUCCCCCCGGUGGAGACGGGACUUCCUGCUGUGAGGAUGGUGGAGCUGUCGCCGUCCACCAUGACGUGCGCCCCGCAAACAUAUUUAGUCCACCUCACCUGUCAAUCACUACUGGGCUCCGCCUACGAGGACUUGUCGCCCGUAGUGACGGCCAUGUUCAACACCACUCAGUCACCGGAGCAAAACCCGCGUCCCAGCAUCCUGUGGUGUUUCUACUUCAACAUGGACCAGACUGGCACCCAAGUGGAGGAUGGCGAUCGGUUACCGUCUAACCUUCACACUUGCUCGGGACCGGAUGCCGAUCUGGGUCACGAGCAUGCCAUCAAGCAGGCCGAGGUUAUCUUCCACAAGAUCGUCCCCGACCAGGAUUUCUGUCCCCCCGCGCCCAAUCCCGAAGACAUCCUCUACGACGCUGAGGAGCCCGCCGAACUCCAAGAGCUGCAGCCGCCACUUCGGGCCCAAAAUGUGCAGUAUUGAUUUGGACCCGCCACGCUUAAUGGGGCAAAAUGCUUUCCUCCAUUUCUAUUUGUGUUUGGCUGAAAGAAAUAAAACUCCCGCCCACAAAGUGA
Molecule: messenger RNA, 2054 nt
Organism: Syngnathus acus (greater pipefish)
Lineage: Eukaryota; Metazoa; Chordata; Actinopteri; Syngnathiformes; Syngnathidae
Gene: chm
Product: CHM Rab escort protein
Exons: 17
Coding region: 118-1962 (614 amino acids)
Biological process (GO): small GTPase-mediated signal transduction; protein geranylgeranylation; vesicle-mediated transport
Cellular component (GO): Rab-protein geranylgeranyltransferase complex; cytosol; cytoplasm
Molecular function (GO): GDP-dissociation inhibitor activity
Source: RefSeq, a predicted model, not a curated record